AUGAUAGAAGUAGUGUGUAAUGACCGUCUAGGUAACAAGGUUAGAGUAAAAGUGAAUAGCGAUGAUACUAUUGGUGAUUUGAAGAAGGUUUUAUCUGCUCAAAUUGGUAUCAGACCAGAGAAGAUUAGAUUACAAAAAUGGUACAAUGUUUAUAAAGAUCAUGAAAUCAACGAUGGAGACGGUUUAGAACUUUAUUCAGGGAGUGGAUGUAAUAUUCUAAAAUUCGAAUCUAGAACAAACGAACUACUCUUUUAA
This is a messenger RNA of Cavenderia fasciculata, 255 nucleotides long. RefSeq names its product ubiquitin-like protein 5 (gene ubl5). The record is from RefSeq and is a predicted model, not a curated record. Gene Ontology annotation, cellular component: nucleus; cytoplasm. Gene Ontology annotation, biological process: protein modification process; mRNA splicing, via spliceosome. Bases 1 to 255 code for a protein of 84 amino acids. The transcript has 3 exons. Lineage: Eukaryota; Evosea; Eumycetozoa; Acytosteliales; Cavenderiaceae. Gene Ontology annotation, molecular function: protein binding; protein tag activity.